Prorocentrum cordatum is the source of this 913-nucleotide messenger RNA. The record is from the annotation of a GenBank genome assembly. Lineage: Eukaryota; Dinophyceae; Prorocentrales; Prorocentraceae.
CAAGUCUGUGGCUCCCAGCGGCCGCGUCGCAGCGGCCAGCCCUGCUGGCCCCGCGGCGCCUCCGCGACCUCGGCUCGUCAGGCCGCCCGGGGCGAGCUUGGGGCAUGCGCGCCGUCGCCUCCCGCGCCCUCGCGGCGCCGCUCCGCCCCACGGCCGGGGCCGCCGCGCUGCGGCAACCGGCGCGGAUCGCCGUGCCAGCGGCCUGGCGCGGUUCGUUGGCGGUGCCGUGCGGCGCGCGGGCGCCGAGGAGAUUUUGCACCUUCUCCGUGACCUUCGUCAAGGACGGGAGCGAGACGGUGGUGGAGGCGAAGAACGGGCAGUCGAUCCUUGAAUUAGCGCACGAGCACGAUUUGGACAUCGAAGGAGCGUGCGGGGGCGAGUGCGCAUGCAGCACAUGCCACGUCGUGCUCGAGCAGGCGAGCUUCGAUGCCAUGCCCGAGCCCGAUGAAGACGAGGUGGACAUGCUGGACCUGGCCGCGAACGUCGUCGUCCCCCCUGCCGCUGGCGUUCCCGUUGGCCGUCUCCCCCGAGACUCAAGACUAGGGUGUUGCGUCAAGCUGCAGAAGGGCAGGGACGACAACAUCAGGAUACAGAUCCCGGAAGGCGCGGUGAACCUGCUGGCGUGAUGUUGGUUGACGCCUGUGGCGUGGUCUGCUCCCCACGCCGCUGUGACCGCGCGUUUUCCGACUUGCCCAAAUCGUGUCGGGCGGCCUCCGAUCCGGCUUUUUGGGGCAUCUCCCAGCGAAGGCUGCGAGCGUCCCUGCGGCGCUGCUAAAGGCUUCUUUCUUUCGGCGCAGCUGGCGGGCCGCUGGGAGUCACCUAGGGAGAGAAGACGCCACCACAUGUUUUCUUUCGGCUAGGUCCGGCGGCCAGGGAGUGGAGUGGAAUUCGCCUGCAAAAGACAGAGAGGGUG